Plutella xylostella (diamondback moth) is the source of this 5065-nucleotide messenger RNA. NCBI's taxonomy places the organism in Eukaryota, Metazoa, Arthropoda, Insecta, Lepidoptera, Plutellidae. The record is from RefSeq and is a predicted model, not a curated record.
AGUCAUCUGCAGAAAGUUCAAGAAAUUUCGACGCGUAGUUAAACUGCGUAGUAUAUUUUUAAAACGCACUUGUCGAAUACCGAACGUGUGUGGAUUAUUUAUAACGAGGCUAUAGAAGAUAAAGGUGUUGGGUUAUCUUUGAGGAAUAUAUUCUGUACGGUUUGCAGCUACUGCGACAUAUUUCGAAAUUUAGCUAGAAUAGGGUCAAAUCGCAAUACAGUCAAUCGCUUUGCGAUAAUGAAACAUUUAGGUCACUUCCUACACUGAUGUUUCGAUGCUUGUGUCCUACAGGACACUAUGUUUUGAUAAAUCUUGAAAGCACUUACAUACAUAAAUUCCUGUACCUUCAGGGUACCUACAAACUGCAGCCUGCAGCAUCGUAGUAAUAAGUUUUAAAGUUAUAUAAAUAUAUACAGUAGACCACUGAUAAAUUUUGCGUGUAAGUGGUUAAUAGGUAAACUUGAAAACCUCAAAUCACGUUUUCAUGUUUAGUUUUGCUGUAUUAUAACUUUUUACGGUAUGUUUACGUCAUACAUAAUAUGCAAUAAAAUAUACGUCGGUCCAGCGCUAACUUUCUCUUUUGUGUAUAAUUAACCCUAUUAGCAUGAAAUUUAAAGGGUUUCGUAAGUUAUACGAAGAGUUGUUACGUAGGGCCGCUAGAAAUAGUGUUAGUUUAGGCGCCAUAUUUAAUUAUGCAAUGUUUCCCAAAGAAUACAUAAUAACAUACUGUAUUUUCUCUUUACUAAAGACACUGGUGAAUUUAAUCGCUUUCAUAUAAAAUUAAUACUUUUUUAGCCUAAAAAUAUAUAAAAGUAAUAAUGUACAAUCAGGUUAACUUAUUUGCUCAAAAUCUGUUGACAAACAUUUUGAGUUAUGGACUUUGGUCACGGUUUCUCCAUCUCAUCUCAUACAUAAAUAUCCAUGAUCAAUGUAAUCAUUUUACAGGUUUAUUACAAUUUGCUAAGCUAUCAGUAAUCCCUAGAAGCGACCCCACUCGCUUGCGCUGCGAGUAACCUUAACCGGUUAUUAAAAAAUAGUAUUAAGGGAGCAAUCCCGGUGUAUACUACUGGGUCUGGGAUCUGACCGGAGCGUGUACACUUUAUUUGUCUUUUACCUUCCGAGGGCUCACAAACCCUUGCAAGGUUCAGCACUAAUAUAAUCUCUUUGCGAGAAGGCCUACAAACAGUGCUCAACCACUGUCUGUACUCCGUACCUGGUUCAACGGUAGCUGGGCAAUUGUUUUUCAACAAAACAUUGCAUCCGGUAGCCUGACUUCCCCUACCCACUAUCCUAUCAUCCAAGUACACUUGCGCGGUAGCGUAACUCCAAUUACCACCUGUGACCAGGUACUGAGGCCUCCGCGCCCGGUCUUGCGGUCUAGCUGAGAGCGGGAGACGAGGGAGAAUCGAGUCGGCGCCCAUAAACGGUAUUUGCUGUUACGCCGCCGGUUUUUUCAUCAAGGACCCAACCCCCUCGCACCACAAUGCUGCGCGCGGGCCCUCACCCGGAUGAGCCGUCCACGUCGGCAGGCGCCGCCACCAAGGAUUACCAACAGCUGUACGCGACCCUGGCCGAGUAUUUACAGCUGGAGCCCAAGUUCCAGCCGCACUUGUGCUUGGCUGAGGAGAAUGAGCAAGGAGAAGUGUCGAAGGGAGCUCGCGACGGCGCGGCGCACGUGCUGCGCUGCCUCAAGGUGUGGUUCGACCUGCCGGCCGACGUCCUCAUACACGCCAUCAACUUGUUCGACAGGUUCCUGACCAAGAUGAAGGUGCGUUCGUGUCACGUGCCGUGCAUCACCGUGUCCUGCAUGAACAUAGCGCUGGACCACCGCGCCGAGCGCACCAAGCAGCCGCGCACCGUCACACUGGACGAGCUGGUAUCAAUAUCCCAAUCGGCGUGCACUCCGGGCGACGUGAAACGCAUGUCGUCCAUCAUAGUGGACAAGCUGUCGUGCGUGUGGGCCGGCUCGCUCACCGCGCUGCACUGGACGCGGCUGUUCUGCUCGCUGCUGGACUGCGGCCAAGAGGAGCUGGAGAACCUGGUGGAGAUCGCGAUGUGCAACUACGCGUGCGCCAACACGCGCAUGAGCGAGCUCGCGCUCGUGCUCAUCUACGACAAGCUCGAGAGGGAACUGCUAGAGCUGUCCCGGCUCGCGUCCACCGACCCCAACGCGCCGAGCCCCGACCAAGCCUACAGGAUGCUCGAGGCUGCCGCUGAACUGCAGGCUGCUUGUCAUAUGACAGACGCAUCUCUACUAGCGACGCUCCGUUUGGUUCGCUCGGUGCGCGCGCGGUACGAGGCGCGGUGCGCGCAGCCGGCGCGCCAGCCACUCGUGUGGCGCCUCAGCGAGCGCACGCUCAAGGUGCUGCGUCCCACGGACCGGCUCACCUCUCUUCUGCCGACCAUCGAGGAGCAGCAGCACAACAUGUCGGUCGACGCCACGCCGCCGAGGAAAAACAGAUCUGGCAGCGAAAGCAGUGAAAGCGAGACUUGCGAUUGGCCGCGCAGCCCAGUAUUACCUGUAUAUUGCGAUAACUAAGUCACCAUCACCACCUCAGAAACAUCUAGAAAAUCCGACCAGAAGCAACGAAACAUAAGACAACCACAGAUGGAGCCACUGAGCUGAACAGCGCGCCCGUGAUUGGCCGGUUUUACCCGCCAUUUUGUUUAGCAGUUUUCCGAUUGGCUAACGAUAGUGCUGCCAAAGUUUCGCCAGUUUUCCGCACUAUUAGGUGACGUUUGAGAUCCCACUUUUGAAAAUUCAAAAUUCCGUGAUCCACUCUUCUAGUAGGAUAAUCUUAAUAGUGGCUCACUUUUGUGCCAGAUGUAGCUAUAGUUAGCCAAAUUUUAUCCAGAAUGGAGGUAACAAUGUUAGCUUUGACUUAACGAAUGUGAUGUAUCGGUUCGUUGCUAUAUCAUCACUUACUGUUAUAAAUAACUUGGCUUAUGUUGUGCAAUCGGUCGGUUUUCAUAUCGCCACCCCAUCAAAACGUUGUAGUUCUCAGAACAAGAAUUUAAAAGUAUAUCAGAAGUAGAAAAAUAUUUUUUAUUUAAAAAAGUCUUUAAUACUUGAGUCUUUUUUUACAAAGAAAUAGUCAUAUCUUUUUAUAUUUUACAUACUUGAACAUUUGUAUUGUUUUAGAUGUUUUGAGAAAAUAUAUCUUUGUGAUUCCGUGUUCUGAGAACAAACCGUAUCAAAACAUCAUUUAUUUAUGAAAAAAAAGAACAUAGGUGCCAGUGUCGAGCGGGAUUUUUUAAUAUUUACAUUUAAUUAAAUAAUUAGGUUAAUUUUUGUAAUUAUUACUUAUAGUUCAGAAGAGAAAAAAGCAGACAGUGCAAUUCUACAUUCAAAACUUUAAAAAGAUACAAUUGGAAUAGGUAAUUUAAAUUCGAAUAAUUGACGGAGUAGGAAAAGUAUUUGAGUAUUAUUAUAAUUGAGUUUUAAGUUUGAGCAUCUGCGUUUAGGGCACGGCUUUUUGGAAAAGCCAGCGUUUUUUUAUUAUCUUGUAAGCUUUUAUUAUUGUAAACUUAUCUAUCAUAAGAAAUACAGGGUGAUAAUAAACCAAUUGGCAAAAAUUCACGCGGUUUUACUGAAUUGUGUGUGUGAAAUAGUAAAAUGGUAACGCUCCCAUUUUUUGAAAGGACCAGAAUGGUAUUAGAUGGUAGUUAGCUACUUGGUUUGACAUCACCCUGUAUAAUUACUUAAUUAUAUAACUGCAUUCAAAAGACGUGCCCUAAGGAUAGAAAUCCAUAGCUUUCUUACUGUGAUGAUUUUUAUAAGAGAAAAGAGUAAAAAAAUAUUCCAUAUUUAGUAGUGGUUAAAAUCUUCUCCUGUAUAUAAAUAUACAUGGUGUGUUUUAAUUCGAGUCACGAUGAAUGAAUGAAGUUGAUAUAAAUCCACCGAUUUAAAAAAAAGUACAUCUUUAACUUAUUUAGUAUGUAUCAAUUAAUAUAUUUUAUGAUAAUUAUUGUAGCGACUAACUCCUAGAUUUGAGUUUUAAAAUGUAUUUUCCUUAUUUUUGGCAUUCUAUACUUUAUAAAUAAUAUAUAUUAUAUUUAUUAUGUAUAAUUUGUUAGUGCUAAACGAUUAAUAAUUUUGAUACUUACUUCCUUAUAUCUAGUGUAUAAAGCAAGAAAUUACAAAAAAAAUACAAUACAAAUUUAAUGAAAAAAAAACAAAAAAAUGAUCUCAGGUAAAUAUUUUUUCUUAUUUUUUUGAUGUUAGCGCCGUUUGUAACAAGGCGUGAUCAAAAAAAGGAAAUACAAAAAUAUCUUUAAAAAAAACGUUAAGUGAUGUAUGUGCUUUUACAAAUGUUUUUUUGUGUGCGGUAUCUGUUUGAAUGACUUUAAUUAAGAAUUAAGGUGCCGUUUGGCAGCGGUCUACUUAUGUCGUCUGUUACCAAUUGGCACCUUUAGUGAGCUCGAAAAAGCACAUACAAUGCUUAACUAGCUUACUGAAAAACUUAUUCUAAGGUUUUAUUGAAUUUAAGUCUUAUAAAGUCAUGUGUGCAUGUAAGUGAAAAAUGGUGUUUGUUAAAAAAAUGCAAUAUCCCAAUAUUCAGUGUAUUUCUAACAAUUUUUUAAACGUUAAAUAUUUGUUAAAAUCAUGACGAUUAUCAUCACACUACGUAUUCUUGACAGCAUUUAGACGUACUCAUCACAUCCAAUAAAAUAUUUCUGAUGAUAAAAUAUGGUCAAUUCCGUACCAAUAUGUAAUUUUAAAACACCAUGUAUAGUGAAACCAACUUAUCCGGUAGCUGACGUAAACUUGUGCAUUUUCGCCAUUUUUAGGAGAAUUUAUAGUAAUAAUUUGCGUAUAGUAGGCCAAAUAAGUUGAUUUCACUAUAAAAAGCAUUUAAAAAUGGAACCCUGUAUAGAUGUGAAAUGCCUGCCAGUAUGUUUCAAAUUUUGAUUAAAUACUUUUUAUGUGUAAUUUUAAAAAUAAACUAACUUUGGGACAUGCUGUCUGGCAGUAUUUGUGUAGUUUCUAGUUGUAAAAAAAAAGAAACAAAAAGAAAAAUCAGAAACCUCGAAUUUAAGAGAAUAAACACAAUGUGGGACUCUA